AUGAGUCUCUGGCAAUCUGCUCCGAUGCAUUGGCAAACUUAUACCACAUCCGCCCCACUUACACCACAAUUAGAAGAAUCGUUUCGUCGUCAAGCUGCUUCAGCUUUUGCUCACUCAAAUCAAACAAUGGGAUAUUCAGUUUCAUCCUCUUUCACAACUCAUAAUGGUAUAACGACCGGUUCUACACAAUUACAAGUUGGAAAAUCAACACCUUGGUCUCCCGCUGAGAUCGAUUCGGUGGAAAGGUAUUUGGUGGGAUUGAUACCUCCAGGUCAGCUAAUUGGACCUUCAGGAAGACCAGUAGGAUAUAUCGGAUUCCCUUCAGAGCAAGCUACUCCAUCCAGAAUGAAAAAAGCCAAGAAUCAUACAAAGGCACCUUCUAUCACUUCUCACUCAUCGACAAUAAGCGAAGCUGGAACCGUACCGCCAUCCAAGCUACCCAUCUCUCCUAUCAGUCCGGUUCAUUCCACUCAUGUCCACUAUGAGGAUCACGAUCAAUCGCAAUCAGGAAGCAGUCUUAGGACGUUCACAAGAAAGUUUUCCAAGAAGAGAUCUACCUGA
Molecule: messenger RNA, 561 nt
Organism: Kwoniella shivajii
Lineage: Eukaryota; Fungi; Basidiomycota; Tremellomycetes; Tremellales; Cryptococcaceae
Exons: 4
Coding region: 1-561 (186 amino acids)
Source: RefSeq, a predicted model, not a curated record